Molecule: messenger RNA, 1233 nt
Organism: Merops nubicus (carmine bee-eater)
Lineage: Eukaryota; Metazoa; Chordata; Aves; Coraciiformes; Meropidae
Product: putative interleukin-17 receptor E-like
Exons: 14
Coding region: 43-1233 (396 amino acids)
Molecular function (GO): interleukin-17 receptor activity
Source: RefSeq, a predicted model, not a curated record
UUUAGCACCUUCUGCCAUGAUGCUCCUUCAUCUUUAUCUUCUAUGGUUCUGAAAAGCAUGAAGAUCUCAACAGUGAUGAAAUGUGUCCAAGGAAGCCCAUGCUCUCUUCAUUUAAACAUUAAAGGAACUCUGAGUCUGGAUGAGAAUAUCCGUGGGCUGGAAAUAUGUUCUUUCUCACUGGACACACAGCAAUCUCAGUGCACAACUGUGAGGUUUGCUAGGAAAAAACCCAAGAUGCUUAAUGGAAAGAAGGUGCAGGUACAGUUCAAUUGCAUUGAAGUCAAUGUAGCACAGCACAUCUAUGUGACCAUGAAAACAAUACCAAAUUACUGUGAAGUCAAGCUGAGUCAGGAGUACUAUGUUGAAGAUUGCAGAAACAGUGAUGUGGGAAAAUACAUUCCAGCCUGUUCAGCUGGAAAGUUUGAAUAUAAUGUGGACAGGGCAAGGAAAAUGAUAUCAGUGAAUGUAUCCAACUUUCUUCAAGAUCAGGAUUAUUAUAUUCGCCUGUGCCACAAAUGGUUUACCUGUGAAGAUGUGGGGGCAUUUGCUGUGAUAAAAGGGAAGGAAUCUUUAAAAUCAGUUUCUCUGAAAUAUUCUCAGCUACUCCCUUGCCUUUGCAUUGAGGGUUGGCUGGCAGUUCCAGAUGCAAGGAGGGUACAACUUUGCCCCUUUGAAAAUGAUACGAAGGUGCUAUGGGACAAUAUCGUUUACAACCCAGCAACACAAAGCCUAGCUUGGGAGCCAGCCUGUCCUGUGCUUGUCGUGGUUAACCUAUGCAGGUUAAUGAAGUCUAACGACUACUGUGAGGAUAUAGAAAACUCUUCCAAAAAUUCUUCUGAGAAAGUUAAAUAUUCUCGUGUGGACACUCACCCGAGACUUUGCAUGAAGUUUACAACCAAGCAAGGCUCUUGGGUUAAGUGUCCAUUUGCUCAUGGAGAAUUUCCAGCUUGGAAAAUGAGAGCUGGUGCAGCCGCAGAACAAAUCCGAGUUUUCUUCACAUCUCAAACCAAGGCCCAGUUCUCAGUGCUUGUGUGCAACAGGACCCAGCUGGCCACGUGCCAAUCUGUGGGGAUGCACCAUUCAGUCUCUGGGGGCUGGAGGACAGAUGUAGAUUAUUCAGUUCCACUGCAGAUCUGUGAUAUCCACUGUGGUUUUCGUGGUCAGAGAUAUGGUGAUGGAAACCCUGCAAAGGCCAUGACACACAGAAUGAAGAGUGCGCAUUCCUUGCAAUGA